UAUAUGGAUACAAUAAUGCAUGUUAAUGUUAUAAUAUUAUUGUAUGUGCAUAUGCUGACACGAUAUUAUUCAUAAAAAUAUAUCGUUCGAAGAGAUACACUUACGACUUGCAGAAUGUCAAUGCAGAAUAGUGACAUGAGUACAUCAAGUGAUAGCGAUGGUAAUAUUAAAGCACAAGAUGAAAAAGAUGAAGAUUUUAAAAUCAAUGAAUAUCGGAAAGAAACUGAUAGCGACGAUUCCUAUUGUGAUGUUCCAGAAAUUAAUAAUGAUGAACAUACGGAAGAUAAUCUAAAUAAGGUAGAUGAUCAGCAAGAAAAUGAGUAUGUAGGACCGAUACUUCCUGGAGGUCACAGAUUUGAUAGGAAAUUUAUUUGUGUUAAAUAUCCUGGAAAUGUUAUUAAUCCAGACAAAGCUGUAGAGACUCUAGGUGGCAUACAAAGCAUUUCAACGGCUGUAAAUACUCCAAAUCGACGUUUGGAAUUAAGAUUUCGACCAGAUGAUAUUUAUUGUAAACCAACUUGUGGUGAUAGACAUAAUACUAACGGUUUUCUGCUUAGAGUUAGAAUUAAAAAAUCUAGAGUGAAAAAAGCAGAAGAAGCUGAAGCAAAACCGAAAAAGAAACAGUCACCAACCACAGUAAAUUUAAAUGACUCUUCAACUGAUGACACUGAAAAUACUGAAAAUACUGGAAAUAUUGAAAAUAAUGUUGAUAAAAUAAAUUUACCAGGAUCUCAAGAUAUGUUACAAUGUAAUGACGUAGAAAAUAAUGAUCAACAAAAACAACUUAUGACUGAGCUAAUUGGUCAAGUACAAAGCUGUAGUUUUAAUACGUUAGACGACUCUGCUGGCCCUUCCCACAUAGACUUAUUUUCUGAAAGUAUUAAAGAUUUACAAGAUUUAUCAUUGGAUACAACUGAUACAAAUUUAUCAAAAAGCAAGAAAAAUAUACUACCAACAUUUGAUCAUGACAAAUAUGAGGAUCUUUCUGAAGACAAGGAUUAUGAAUUGCCAAAAUUACAAAUUUUAGGUCGAGUUGACACAGAAUUUAGAUUUAUGAAUCUUUGUGACUUUCAAUACUUGCCUAUGUCUCAGAGCAAAGAAGAUCCUAAAAAAUUAGAAUGUAUAUAUGAUAAGAUUUAUCCAAGCAAUAUACCACAUUAUUCUUGGUUAAAAAAUGAUGUGCCUUACUUCUUGCCACCAGCUGCGUUCAGCAGAAUGGAUACAGUACAGCAAUAUGUACCAAAAACUGAAGUGAAUUCAUAUCCAGAGAAUAUAAUAGGAAAGAGUAGAAAAAGAAAAACUGGAUUCUCGAAUUUUAUUUAUUUUUCGACACCGCAAGUUCCGACUAAACCACCAGCAGGCAUAGAAACGGCUAUGAAAGUCAAGUUUAUUCAAAAUGUACACUUUGAACAGAUUCGUCAAAUUUUUGAAGAACGACCAAUUUGGUCUAAAAAUGCAAUAAUGUUUAAAACUAAAUUUUCUCAUGAACGACUGAAAAUUUUAUUACCCGCAGUAGCAUAUUACUUUGUGACUGGUCCAUGGAAGAUUAUGUGGGUGAAAUUAGGAUACGAUCCAAGAAAAGAUAUUACUGCAAGAAAAUAUCAAACUUUAGAUUAUAGAUUGAAAGCUAUGCAUGGCUUGGGAUCUACUGUAAAAUGCAAAAGAAAUUAUUCAGAUUAUACAUUGCCAUAUAAAUCAACACCAGCUGCCAAACAAAAAACAAUAGUACAAAAUGCAACUUCAAGCCAAGAACAAAGUUCUAAAAAAGAACAAGAUUUAAAUGAAAAUGUGUAUAUUUAUCGGGAAGGAAUGGUACCUCCAUCAAGACAAAUGUUUUAUCAGUAUUGUGACGUUCUUGUAGAUGAAAUACAAGAAAUGUUAGCAAAAUUACCUGAUCCUUUACCUGGUACCAGAUGCCAUGAAAAAAGAGGCUGGUUACCAAGUGGAUUUGACGUGCAAUGUCGAGAAAUUAUUAACAAACAAGUUCGAGCUGUUUUAAGGAAGCAAAUGAACAUACCUGAAGAUCAUCCGACAUCUUUACCUCGAAAACGUAAAUGCGGAAUUAAAUUAAAGCUUAAUAAGCUUAAAGGUAAAAAGAAAAAGAAAAAAAGUAAUUCCAUUUCUAGCGCGGAAGAAAGUGAAGAAAAAUAUGAUCAACUUGAACCCGACGCUAUUACAACGGAAAAUGAGUAAAAAUAUAAACAAAAAUAUAACAUAAAUA
Molecule: messenger RNA, 2221 nt
Organism: Eufriesea mexicana
Lineage: Eukaryota; Metazoa; Arthropoda; Insecta; Hymenoptera; Apidae
Gene: l(2)37Cd
Product: general transcription factor IIIC subunit l(2)37Cd
Exons: 7
Coding region: 115-2193 (692 amino acids)
Biological process (GO): transcription initiation at RNA polymerase III promoter
Cellular component (GO): transcription factor TFIIIC complex
Molecular function (GO): RNA polymerase III type 1 promoter sequence-specific DNA binding; RNA polymerase III type 2 promoter sequence-specific DNA binding
Source: RefSeq, a predicted model, not a curated record